Trichoderma reesei QM6a is the source of this 2796-nucleotide messenger RNA. RefSeq lists its product as uncharacterized. Bases 1 to 2364 code for a protein of 787 amino acids. The record is from RefSeq and is a predicted model, not a curated record. Lineage: Eukaryota; Fungi; Ascomycota; Sordariomycetes; Hypocreales; Hypocreaceae. The transcript has a single exon.
AUGAACUACUGGCCUUACGGGCAGCAGCAAGUCAAGUCUGAGCUCGCCCUCCCCACGACGGACUACCCGUGGGACUCACCCAUCGAGAAGCCAGAAGACGGCCAAGAUGCACGAUCUCGCAGUCCUGCCAAUGUCGCCGGCGCCGGUGUUGCUGCUUCCUCAGGGAAGCGCACGCCGGGCAUGUCCAUCGCGAAGCAACCUCGUCCGACUCUUGCCACCUGGUCAUUGCCGUCUCUGUUUCGAGCCUACCAACAGGCACUUAAGCAGCAGACACUUGCUGCCGUUGCCCUGCCCACGGAAGCUCUUAUGAAGCUGAGCGAGAAGACUAGCGUUGCCGAGAUGAUAGCACCUCUUUCACAGACGGAAGCCAAUGUCAGCGGCGGCGUUGGUGGCGCUGGCACUAGUUCUGGAGACCUGUUCAGGAGAAGAAACCGCGGAGAUUCUCUGUCGACCACCAACCUCCCGUGGACGACCAAGAUCUACAUUCUUGUGACCGCUGGCUAUCUGCUUCAAUACAGCGGUGAUGGGGUCAUUGAUCGGAUGCCCGAAAAGGUGCUGCGGCUGGGCAAGUCGUCAGCCGCCUUUGCAACCGACAUGAUCCCUGGUCGCCAUUGGGUACUGCAAGUUUCUGCCAGCACAGAGGACGACGGGGCGUCUACAACCGACUCUCGAUCGCUCCUGUCGAAGCUGUCCUUUCGAUCCUCCGAGAAGCGCUACACGCAACAUAUGGUCAUGGUCUUUGACAGCGCUGAGGAUAUGGACGACUGGAUGACCAGUCUACGAGCCAUGAUUGAGCAGCUCGGCGGCAGAAGGAAACUCUCCGAGGUUGGGCUGCCUCAAGAGGUGGAGGUCAAGGAUUUCGAGGUCAAGGAGUCCGAAUCCAAGGAGGAUAUUGCUGCCCUCUAUCUUCGCGAAAGGAAGAGCCAGGGGUCGCUUAUUGACAGAGACGCCAUGCGAUCGCCACGGGGCACUCCUGCAAGCCCGCCGCCCAUGCUCCAGCAAGACUACGGACGGAGAGCUUGUGAUUAUUCCAUACCGGUCAUCGACUUUGACUCCAUAGGCCAAGACUUGACCAGCGACGACAAGUCGACAACAAACAGCGUCGCCUCUCACGACGGUCGUCAGCUGGACAACCUCCGCGACAGCGCCCAUAGGCUGUCGCUCUUGUCCUCUGGCCAGCGAACAAUGCUCACGUCGACCACAUCUUCGCCCGCCGACUCCCCAAUACGCGACAGAUUCCCUCUGCCGCUGGAGAUUACUACCAUCCCGGAGACCGCCCAACCCAGACCCAACGCCGGCGUCAUCAUGAGUCGCCGUGUUUCUGCGCAGACCAUGGGGCCGUUCGUCGAAGAGGUCGGUGACGGCGCGGCGGAACCGAGCCACAUAGCCUCCCAGCUCUGGGUCAACACUGCGACGCCGUCUCCUUCUGAGCCCCGUGGCACGCGCCGCUUUAUCCUCCCCCCGCUGCAACAGACUGGGCAUCGGUUCCUUUACGGCAAGGCUGCCUCUGCCCAAGAAUCGGGGGGGCCUCCUCGGUCGCCAGUCACUGUAGCUCCUCGCAGCUCGCUGCGCAGGCUUGCCAAUAUUCGCACAGGCAGGCCCCUGUCCACAGUGGAAGACCAGCCCUCUCCGAAGGAAAACACCAUGCCGGAACGGCCAGUGACGAGCCAUAAUGGCGAGCUUCGAUCGCAAGCAUUGCCCACACACGUCCCCGACGUGCCCAAGCUCUCUCGUGGGCGCCUCAUAUCUGUGUCAAAUGUGCCUCAGAUGUUUGGGAAGCUACCAACGGGCGCACGGCGUCUUAGUCUGCUGCCUAAGCGAGAGGCUCGAGUUGCUAGCCCAGGCCCUGGGGCUCUUCCUAAGCUUCAAACUGAUAGCACACCGGAGAGGCAUCAAGACGUGACGGGUCAGUCGGUGUUUGAAGACGAUAGCCCUCUGGCGUCACCAACGUCUGAGCGGUCGUAUGCAACUAUGCCCGCCCCUCUCGCAGCUUCCUGGGCAGACAAGAUCAAGAGGCAUCGAAACUCGAGAGAGAUUGACGGCGAAACCAUGCGAAGCUUUUCCUUGGGCUUCUCUUGGAGUAGCAAGCCCAAACGAGCCAGCAUCGCGUCCGCCUACUCUGAAUGGUCGACGAUAGGAGAUCUGAGGCCAAUCGAUACCAUUGCUGAGACACUUCCCCAGCUUUCGCCGCCGCCAACUGGGCCGCUGCCGCCUACCCCUACCCGGCCGUCGUCUUCUUCCAGUAACUAUGGCCGUACCAUGGGCCGCAAGAAGAGCAUCCCAAUGAUGGCAAUGCCUCCUCCAGCACCCCCACCUACAUGUGCCCUGCCACCCAUCCCACAGAAGCCAACUGCUCGGGUAUGAAGGGGGAAAGUUGUGCCAGCCGGCCUUGAUGAUUGCCUUUUCUUUCUGCAUCUUUUCUCUUGGCCAUCUUCGCUGGGUACGUUCGAGCAGAGUGAUCUGCUGCAACGCUUGGUCGUGGUCAUGUACAUCUGCGAUGGGCGUUGCAUUGCGAGUCACAUAGGCCGGUCAAGACUUACGGACAUCUUUCAUGUUCCGUGAGUCGAUUCUGGGCCUCAUCUUGAGUUUAUUUGUUUCUUUUUCUUUUGUUCUUCUUCUUGGGGGGUUUCUUUUCUUUGAGUUGGGCGCUGGUGCGGAAGGAAAUGGGCAUGGUCACGCCUGGCUUGUUUGAUGCAUAAUGAAACUGCAUAUAUCCAUUGUUGAUGACGAAAAAAGCGCUCCGAUGAGGCUGAAUCCUGGGGGUUGGCUAAAGCAUGAUAGAAAACAAAAGUUAUC